This is a messenger RNA of Gadus macrocephalus (Pacific cod), 2668 nucleotides long. RefSeq names its product MCL1 apoptosis regulator, BCL2 family member b (gene mcl1b). The transcript has 3 exons. Gene Ontology annotation, molecular function: protein homodimerization activity; channel activity; protein heterodimerization activity. Gene Ontology annotation, biological process: extrinsic apoptotic signaling pathway in absence of ligand; intrinsic apoptotic signaling pathway in response to DNA damage; positive regulation of apoptotic process. The coding region runs from base 182 to 1015 and encodes 277 amino acids. Lineage: Eukaryota; Metazoa; Chordata; Actinopteri; Gadiformes; Gadidae. The record is from RefSeq and is a predicted model, not a curated record. Gene Ontology annotation, cellular component: mitochondrial outer membrane.
GACGUUAUGAUGCGUCGUCACUGGUCUGGCCACGCCCCCAUCUUUACUCUACUUACCAAGAGGAAGAACACGUAGCGCUGUCUAUACCUCUCAGACCUACGAUGGACAACGUCUUUGUUUGAAAAUAAAUUUAUUUUAAUUACAAUUGUUCAGGCCCACCAUUUAAAUCCUCAAGGCAAAUAUGCUGUCACAGAAACUAACUCCAAACUACGGAACCAGCUUAGUCCAGACCUUUUGGUUUCACAGCCCUCAAAAUGGAGGCGAAGAGCGAAACAUGGACUUCCACUCCGAAGGUUCACACACCACGACAGAGGGGGCAUUGCCUCUAAUGGCGACGUUCAAAAGCGGAGACGAACGUAAACCAAGACCCACGGAACUAGGAAGGGGCAGGCUGGUGAACAAAUCGCAAGACGACCAAGAAGGAGACGGUUCGCUGCCUUGCACUCCGGAACUCCAGUCCGAAGUAGACACGGACAGCCAGGCGGGGGAAGAGGUGUUGGAUAACGACACCAAGCGAGUCAUUCGCACUUUUCUCAGGGACUAUGCAGGGGCAUCAAAAGCUAAAAGGACAAGACAAGACGAGGUUCAAGUGACUAUGAGAAGAGUUGUAGACGGCGUGCUUGAAAAACACCAAUACGCAUACAAGGGUAUGAUCCAGAAAUUGGAAUUGGACGGCCGAGGGGAAGACAUGAGUUUUGUCACGUCUGUGGCCAAGAGUCUCUUCGCAGACAGCACAACAAACUGGGGGCGUAUCGCCAGCCUGGUGGCCUUCGGAGCAGCGUUGUGUCAGUACCUAGAGGCCAGGGGUAAAGAAGGCUGCGUGUCGCUGGUGGCCGAGGAGAUUUCCUCAUACCUCCUUUCAGACCAACGGGAAUGGUUGGUCAAAAACAACUCAUGGGAGGGCUUCGUAGAGUUUUUUCGAGUGUCAGACCCUGAGACGACAGUGAGAAAUACACUCAUGGCCUUUGCUGGAUUUGCUGGUAUUGGUGCAACAAUUGCCCUACUAAUCAGGUGAAUUUGGGACUCAAAGACUUGAGAAGUUAUGCCUUUUUUUUUUCAACAAAAGACACAACUACAUGGACAUAUAUGGACAAACAAAAUAUGUUGUAUAUUUCCUCAUUUUGCUAUUUAUUUAUUUUUUGUGAUUUACUAAAUAAAAUUGCUAUGAUAUGCGCCUAUGCAAAUUGUUGGAGAAUUACGUAAUUAGCCAAUAAGAAAUAUUUGUGAGAAUAUGGGUGAUUGUGUGUCGUGUCUAGGUCAGAGGGCCAAGUCUCCAGGGAGAAGAACAGAAAUUUACCCCAACAGACGUAAUUAACUGGCACUGACGAGAUGUUGGCCCACUUCCUUCCCGGUUAUGGAAAUACUAUGGGUUAGAUCUGCAUUUAGAAAAAUAACCAGCACAGAAAGCCCCCUGUGGCUGGCUUCUGUGCUACAAAUGUGUUGACUGGGGGAGAAUGACCAAAAACCGGAAUAAAUGCAGAUUUGUACCUUUUUGUUUGUAAACGCUGAGGGCCCGCACACCUGUAGUAUCUAGCUGAUGCAGAAAUGUUAUUUAAACAUUCCAGUCACUUGUAUAGCUUGCACCAUUGACAAAUAUGUCAAUAAAACUAUAAAUGUUGCCUAGUCUGGCCUUUUAUACGUUCUACUUUGACACAGUGAUGCAUUACAGUGACCUUAACCCUAUGUCAGAUUCUGUUGAAAUUGUGGUAUUUCGAAGAAGUUGUGCAGCUAUUUCCGCGAAGUCAGACAACACCCACAGCAUCACUCAACCACAUGCAUUUUUUGGGGGCAUUUUGCAAAACAGCAGCUUACUUCAACUUGCAUUUCAACUAGAGGAUGCACAAUGCUGUUGCUCAACCUGCCCUAGCUAUACGAUUGGGGAAAUGGGGUGACAAGCAUUCGUAACAUCCGCCCAAAUGUUUUUACUAUCACUUCACGAUUUGUGUUACCUUUCUGUUUGGCGAAACAAAAUAGAUGCAAGACUGGGUGCAGCUGCUGGCAGGGCCAAUGCCAAGCAGAUAUAAAGGGUGUAAAAAUCGGUUUAAGAAUGGGCCCAGCUGUUGGGUUGCUAAAAGUAAUUGCUGGCAGAAGAAAUGCAACCAAAGCACAAGUCUUCAUUUGACUAUUGGCUGGCGUAAAUGACGUAUCCUGCAGUAUUGCCUUUGCUGGCAUAUACAGGCUUCCUUUCCGUCUGUCAGCCAACAUAAUAUAAUCAAGUGUCUAUUUGUAUAUUAAGAUAUUUUUUUAUUUUGGCCUUGGUUAACUUUGGGGUGUUUACAAAGAAAAAAGGUCAUACAUGGAGAAGUUCUUGAGAGUUGAUGAUAAGGGUACAGCUGGAUAUGUUGUGGUGUUGAUGCACACAUUAUAUGGCGCUCUCACCAUGUGUCUGGCACUGAUAGUGUAUGGGGAGAUUAGUUGUUGCGGUCACCCAAAAAGCCUCGGACCGGUGAAGUUGCAAGUGUAAACACUAGAGGGUCAGAUGAAGGCCUCAUCCUAGAGGUGCUUGACUCAUGUCAACUUUUAUGUUAUACUUAGGUGUGUGAUUGGUAGGGGUGGAACAGAUCCUCAAGCUGGUUAUAGUGCCCCUUGGCUUCCCAUGAGGCUUCCUGUAUGCCUGAGUGCCCUUCAGAUGACUGUAAUGUUAAUCAAUAAAUUCAAGCUUGUUCUA